AUGCCUCCAGAAUUGCCUAUCGAACUCGAGGAGCCCUCGGAAGUGUAUCCUGGACCUGACGAUUCAGGAUUUCAUCCAGAAACGGCACCAUGUACACCACUCGAGAAGCGGGAGGUGGAGUACGAACGCUGUAUGAUAGAUAGUGCUGAAGAGUUGGAUUUGGAACCAGGCGUGUAUAUUCAUGAAGGAAGCGAGAUGCUGGCACAAUUGCGAGACCAGUUGCUCAAGUUGAAAGAAUUGAGUGAAUUGCAUCCAGAAUGUGACAUCGAUCAGGCCGAUGUGGGAUAUGAGCUCCAUCGGAAGAUUUUCCUGGGAGACGGAAAGGCCGCGCCGGCUCCCGUCAGAGGGGUAGUAUGUGACCUCGAUGUGGGAGAUGCCAAACCCAUCGCGUUACGCCCAAGGUUGAUUGGUCCGCACGUAGCAGUCAAGGUGCAUGAACCGCUCAAGAAAUUGCUCGAGAACAAUCAGAUUGAACAUUCCAAAUUGCAAUGGGCAUCUCCGAUCGUGAUCGUACUCAAGAAGAAUGGGGUGGGCAUCAGGAUUUACCCGCAACUUCUCAUCGAAGACUUGUUAGUCGGUUUCGAGAAAGCAGUCUGGUUCAUGGGCCUGGAUAUGGCCAGCAGGUUCUGGGUAAUCGGGAUGACUGAAAGGUCAAGUUGA
Messenger RNA from Phytophthora megakarya, 660 nucleotides. The record is from the annotation of a GenBank genome assembly. Lineage: Eukaryota; Oomycota; Peronosporomycetes; Peronosporales; Peronosporaceae.